Orycteropus afer afer is the source of this 1435-nucleotide messenger RNA. It is a transcript of the gene TRIT1, whose product is annotated as tRNA isopentenyltransferase 1. Gene Ontology annotation, biological process: tRNA modification. Gene Ontology annotation, cellular component: mitochondrion. The record is from RefSeq and is a predicted model, not a curated record. Lineage: Eukaryota; Metazoa; Chordata; Mammalia; Tubulidentata; Orycteropodidae. Gene Ontology annotation, molecular function: ATP binding; tRNA dimethylallyltransferase activity.
AAGAUGGCGGCGGCUGCAGCCGCACGAGCAGCUUCAGUGGGUUCAGGCCUGAGGGGUAUACAACCGACAGUACCUCUUGUAGUGAUUCUCGGGGCCACAGGCACCGGCAAAUCCACCCUGGCGCUGCAGCUAGGCCAGCGGCUUGGUGGAGAGAUCAUCAGUGCUGACUCCAUGCAGGUCUAUGAAGGCUUAGACAUCAUCACCAACAAGGUUUCUGCCCAAGAGCAGAGACUCUGCCAGCAUCAUAUGAUCAGCUUUGUGGAUCCUCUUGUGACAAAUUUCACAGUGGUGGACUUCAGGAACAAGGCAACUACUCUGAUUGAAGAUAUAUUUGCCCGAGACAAAAUUCCUAUUGUCGUGGGAGGAACAAAUUAUUACAUUGAGUCUCUGCUUUGGAAAGUUCUUGUCAAUACCAAGCUCCAGGAGAUGGACACUGAGAAAGUGAUUGACCGGAAAGUAGAGCUUGAAAAGGAGGAUGGCCAUGUACUUUACAAACGCCUAAGCCAAGUGGACCCAGAAAUGGCUGCCAAGCUACACCCACAUGACAAGCGCAAAGUGGCCAGGAGCUUGCAAGUAUUUGAAGAAACAGGAAUAUCUCAUAGUGAAUUUCUUCAUCGACAACAUGCAGAGGAAGGUGGUGGUCCCCUUGGAGGCCCUCUGAAGUUCCCUAACCCUUGCAUCCUCUGGCUUCAUGCUGACCAAACAGUUCUAGAUGUGCGCUUGGAUAAGAGGGUAGAUGACAUGCUUGCUGCUGGACUUUUGGAGGAACUAAGAAAUUUUCACAGACGGUAUAAUCAGAAGAAAGUAGCUGAAAAUAGCCAGGACUAUCAACAUGGUAUCUUCCAAUCAAUUGGCUUCAAGGAAUUUCACGAGUACCUGACUACUGAGGGAAAAUGCACACCAGAGACUAGUAACCAGCUCCUAAAGAAAGGUAUUGAGGCUCUGAAACAAGUGACUAAGAGAUAUGCCCGGAAGCAAAACCGAUGGGUUAAAAAUCGUUUUUUGAGCAGACCUGGUUCCAAUGUCCCCCCAGUCUAUGGCUUAGAGGUAUCUGAUGUCUCGAAGUGGGAGGAGUCUGUUCUUGAACCUGCUCUUGAAAUCGUACAGAGUUUCAUCCAGGGCCACAAGCCUGUAGCCACUCCAAUAAAGAUGCCAUGCAACGAAACUGAGAACAAGAGAAGUUAUCACAUGUGUGACCUCUGUGAUCGCAUUAUCAUUGGAGACCGAGAAUGGGCAGCACAUUUAAAAUCCAAAUCCCACUUGUACCAACUGAGGAAAAGAAGAAGAUUGGACUCAGAUGCUGUCCCCACCUUAGGAACUCACAGUAUUUCCCCAGAGCCUGACAAAGAGCUUGAAGAGAAUGGAUCCUCAGGGCAAAAUGAUCAAGAGCUGAAACCCAGCAUUUAAGAGAUGUCUAGUGUCCUGUGCAAAGGUG